UCUGUAUCUUCUCUAUCAGUCAUGGCUUCCUCCAGCAGUUUCCUGUCUGAAGAUCAGCUCCAGUGCUGCAUCUGUCUGGAUGUGUUCACUGAUCCAGUCUCUACUCCAUGUGGACACAACUUCUGCAUGAACUGUAUCAAAGAGUGCUGGGACACCAGUUCACACUGCCAGUGUCCAGUAUGUAAGAUGGAUUUUCCCAAAAGACCUGAACUACAUGUUAACACCUUCAUCUCUGGACUGGCUGCUCAGUUUAGGAAGCCAGUUCAGGUCAAAUCAAGCAGCACUGCAAGAGAACCUACUAAAUCACUGGUGUUCUGUGAGGUCUGCAGUGAGAAGAAACGUGAAGCUCUGAAGUCCUGUCUGAUCUGUAUGGUCUCUUACUGCAAGACUCACCUGGAACCUCAUGAGAAAGUUUCUUCAUUCAGGAAACACAAACUAAUAGAUCCUGUGGAGAACCUGGAGGAUUAUAUCUGUCAGAAACAUGAGAGACCUCUGGAGAUGUUCUGUAGAGACGACCAGAUGUGUGUGUGUCAGUUCUGCACUGAAACAGAACACAAGAACCACAACACAGUUCCUAUAGAGGAGGAGAGUGCAGAGAAGAAGACUCAGCUGGGAGCAACAAAAGCAGAAGUUGAGCAGAUGAUCCAGGACCGACUGAAGAAGAUCAAAGAAAUCAAACAUUCUACAGAACUAAAUAAAAAAAACACAGAGAAGGAGAAAGCUGACAGCAUGGAGAUCUUUAGAGCUCUGAUACGCAGCAUUGAGAGAAACCAGGCUGAGAUGCUGAAGGUGAUGGAAGAGAAGCAGAGAGCAGCAGAGCGUCAGGCUGAAGAGUUCAUUAAAGAUCUGGAGCAGGAAAUCACUGAGCUAAAGAGGAGAAACACUGAGCUGGAGCAGAUCUCCAACACUGAGGAUCAUCUCCACCUCAUACAGAUUUACUCGUCCCUGUGCAGACCUCUACCCACCAACAACUGGACUGACGUCAGUAUUCAGCCUGAUCUGAAUGUGGAGACUCUGAGGAGAGCUCUGUCUCAGCUUCAGGAAUGUGUUGAUGAAGAAAUGAAGAAGGUUGUCAGUAUGGAACUGAAGAGAAUUCAACAAUAUGCAGUGGACGUGAUUCUGGAUCCUGAUACAGCAAAUUCUUACCUGAUCCUGUCUGAUGAUGGAAAACAAGUUAGUGAUGGAGACACAGAACAGAAUCUUCCUGAUAAUCCAGAGAGAUUUGAUUACUGUGCCUGUGUGCUGGGAAAGGAGGGAUUCUCCUCAGGGAGAUUUUACUAUGAGGUUCAGGUUAAAGGGAAGUCUAAGUGGUAUUUAGGAGUGACCAGAGAGUCCAGUAACAGGAAGGGGAAGAUUACACUCAGUCCUGAUGAUGGAGAUUGGUCUGUGUGUCUGAGAAAUCAAACUGAAUAUGAGGCUCUCGAUUCCCCUCGUGUCCUCCUCUCACUGAAACAGGCUCCUCAGAAGGUGGGGGUGUUUGUGGAUUAUGAGGAAGGUUUGGUCUCCUUCUAUGAUGUUGAGAAUGAGUCUCAUAUCUACUCUUUCACUGGUCAGUCUUUCACUGAGAAGCUCUAUCCAUACUUCAGUCCCUGUUCCAAUGAUGGAGGUAAAAAUUCAGCACCACUGAUCAUCUGCCCUGUUAGUCAAGUUCAAACCUAAUUAGUGAAUGCAAUGCAAUGUGCAACACCACUGUCUGAUUUAUGUUCCUCUACUUGUUUCUUCUUCUUUCUCUUCUUUGUAUUUUAUUUCUAUAAAAACGAAUUAUUUGCAAAAGUUAGUGCACCCUCUCAUGUUAGCGUGAUACAGUCAAGCCGGAAAGUCUGCACACCCCUCACACCUUCACCUGCACUCUUGCUUCUGGACAUUUUUGCCCGUUCCUCUUGGCAUAUCCUUGCGAGCUCCGUCAGGUUGGAUGGGGAGCGUCGGUACACGGCCAUUUUCAGCUCCUUCCACAGAUUUAUUUAUUUAUUUUAUUUUAUUUAACCAGGAAAUUAAUCUAUUUAUUAAUUA
Molecule: messenger RNA, 2010 nt
Organism: Trichomycterus rosablanca
Lineage: Eukaryota; Metazoa; Chordata; Actinopteri; Siluriformes; Trichomycteridae
Product: zinc-binding protein A33-like
Exons: 7
Coding region: 22-1659 (545 amino acids)
Biological process (GO): protein ubiquitination
Cellular component (GO): cytoplasm
Molecular function (GO): zinc ion binding; protein binding; ubiquitin protein ligase activity
Source: RefSeq, a predicted model, not a curated record